Messenger RNA from Cuscuta campestris, 1090 nucleotides. The record is from the annotation of a GenBank genome assembly. NCBI's taxonomy places the organism in Eukaryota, Viridiplantae, Streptophyta, Magnoliopsida, Solanales, Convolvulaceae.
GUGUAUCCUUCCGCUGAAUAUUGGUGUGUGGUGACUCCUGACGAUCACCGUGCUUUCCUCCUGGAUGAAGUUCAUCGAUUUUCUUUGGCCUUCCCUUCCUCUUCGCCAUUGCAUUAGAGAGAGAAAACCCCUACUCGAUGAAGUUCAUCGAGUUUCUAUCUUGCUUUUGAACAUUGUUUAUGUAUUCUGCUUUCUCAGUAUCUGGUUAAUUUGUGAUGCCAGUGAAAGAAUUUGAUCUGCACAGCAAUUGUUGGUUAGAUUUCAGGACUUCAGGAGAUGCACCGGUAACACGUGGAGGUCAUUAUGUGAACCUUUUAGGAAAUUGCCUAGUGAUAUUUGGCGGAGAAGAUGCAAGAUGGAUUUGUCCAUUGAAUGAUUUGCAUGUCCUUGAUCUUGUGAGCCGGAAAUGGAGCAAACCGCCGGUUAGAGGAGUUCCUCCAGCAGGCAGGUUACAUCAUGCUGCUACUGUUCAUACGGCUCGUCGCGAGCUCCUGAUAUUUGGUGGUCUUAAAUAUCCAGAGUUCGUUAAUGAUCUCCAUGUUUUAAAUAUUGACACAUGGGAAUGGUCGAGACCCAAGCAGCAUGGGGAAAUACCAGGACCACGCUGUGGUCAUGCAGGUGCAACAAUUGGAGAUAGCUGGUUUAUUGUCGGUGGUUACAAUGGAGCCAGUCGAACCCCUGAUGACAUUAUCGUCCUCAACAUGUCAAAUUAUGUAUGGUCAGUGUUACCAACUACAGGGGAAUGCAUCUCUGCUACCACGCUGGGAUCGAGUUUGGUUGUGAGUGCCUAUAAAGGUCAGACUGCUGAAAUCUUUUGGUGGAUAUAGUAUGUGCGUUACGAAUAAGGUACGGUAACUCGCACGCGCACAUGCAUCUCCUGAACGACGUUUGAACAACUAAUUGGGUGUAUGUUUGAGAAUGGUAUUGGAGUGCUGUUUGGCCUUGAAUAGCUCUUCCAUAGAAGGCUCUUUUGUCAAGCAGACCAACCUUUUGGGUUAUAUGUUGUACGGACAUUGCAUUUAAAUUUGUUGUUGGCUUGUUGUUGGAGUGUUGGACAUUUCACAUUUGACAAUUAAUAUGUUUGGUGCUA